Durio zibethinus is the source of this 919-nucleotide messenger RNA. Its product is annotated as cysteine proteinase inhibitor 12-like. Gene Ontology annotation, molecular function: cysteine-type endopeptidase inhibitor activity. NCBI's taxonomy places the organism in Eukaryota, Viridiplantae, Streptophyta, Magnoliopsida, Malvales, Malvaceae. The record is from RefSeq and is a predicted model, not a curated record.
AUCUUCCAAUUUACCAAAAAAAAAAAAAAAAUCUUCUAUAUAAACCCAAAUGCAAAAAGCCACUUUCCUGCUCUCGUUUUUAUUCUCCAUAGCAAUCCCAAUUCUCUUCUUUAACAAUUUUUCUGCCGAAUCAACCCUCUGCUCCGUUACAAUGGCCACAACCACCGCCGCUUUGGGCGGAGUUCACCCUUCCCAAGGAUCCCAAAACAGCGCCGAGCUCGAAAACCUCGCUCGCUUUGCUGUCGAUGAGCACAACAAGAAAGAGAAUGCGAUGGUUGAGUUUGUGAGGGUAGUGAAGGCCACCGAGCAAGUGGUGGCUGGUACGCUUCACCAUUUGACGGUGGAAGCCAUCGAUGCCGGAAAAAAGAAGCUUUAUGAGGCUAAAGUGUGGGUUAAGCCUUGGUUGAAUUUUAAGGAAUUGCAGGAGUUUAAGCAUGCUGGUGAUGCUGAUGAUUCCCCUUUUACUUCUUCUGAUCUUGGUGUUAAGAAAGAUGUCCAUGGCCCUGGGGUGCAAUCUGUGCCAACACAUGAUCCUGUAGUUCAAGAUGCUGCACAUCAUGCUGUCAAGACCAUACAGCAGAGAUCCAAUUCCCUGGUACCUUAUGAGCUUAAAGAAAUCGUUCAUGCCCAGGCUGAGGUGGUAGAUGAUUUCGCUAAACUUGACAUGGUUCUCAAGGUCAAGAGAGGAGACAAGGAAGAGAAAUUCAAGGUCGAGGUACACCAUAAGAGUGAAGGGACUUACCAUCUGAACCACAUGGUGCCAGAUCACUCUUGAAGCUAAUGUUAUUAUAAAUUAUGAAAGUUUGAAUCUAAUAUUAUCGUAUGUCAUAAAAAUGGUUGGAACCUUGCAUCAUGUGCUGAUCUUACACCUGCAAAACCUAUAUAUAUAAGAAUGUUAGGUCUCUUGUUUACGUGUUAA